Messenger RNA from Synchytrium microbalum, 1365 nucleotides. RefSeq lists its product as uncharacterized. Bases 1 to 1365 code for a protein of 454 amino acids. The transcript is spliced from 11 exons. Lineage: Eukaryota; Fungi; Chytridiomycota; Chytridiomycetes; Synchytriales; Synchytriaceae. The record is from RefSeq and is a predicted model, not a curated record.
AUGACAAAAAAAUCACCUGUCAAAUUAUUGAUUACCGUGAUCUCCAUUGCAUGUGGAGUUAAUGCAGCCGUCACAAACUUCUACAAGCCUCCUCCAUCAGGAGACUCUGUAUUCGAUCUUGAAGUGAUGCCAAAGCCUUGGAUUCUAGAAGAUCCACCAUGUAUUCCUAUGAUUGAGGGACACGACAUUUGUGCUGGGGACUAUGUUAACUUUUUCGCUGAGAGGGAUGGUGAAAAAUUGUAUGGGGAAGUUCAAAAGUGUUUUGAUAAUGACUACAACGAUUGCUACAAUCAAGUUCGUGCUGUGCGAGAUCCUGCGAAGAUUGAGGACUCAAUGAUGUUUCAGAUCUUUCCUAUUGGAAUGAAUGACUUACCGCCGGUACCCCAAUCUCCCGUGUUCUGGUAUAGUGGAAACUCGUACUUUGUCUUGUUGCGAGACAAGACUGGAAAGUGGUUGCAAACUGGUCCUCAAACCGUCUCUCCAUUCAAGAAAGCCAAAGAUCAGUACUUCAACUACAUGGGAGCCUACAAGUACCAGUCAGCAGCUUUCCCAACUGCUGAAAAGUUCAUAUUAGUCAAGCCAGACUUGAUGCUAGAUGCCUUCUACUUGCUUCGUACUGAUGGCAGUCUCUUCUGGCAAUUUGGAGAUGACACGGUUGGAGAGCUUUUCCUGUUUGAUAGACCAUACAUGCCAACCAGUGACAAGAUCAAUAUGGCCCUCUUGCAUUUCACUUCUUUAUCAGUCCCAAAACCAAAUUACGAGGAAAGCUUCACUGAUUACUACCUCGAUGUCACAUCCGGACGACGUGAACUCAAAACACCUGAAGUCGUCAUGUCUGCAUAUGCUGAAAAUCAGUCUGCAGAGAAACAAACUGUCUCACUAACUUGGUCAAGAACCAUUACUGAUUCUGCUACGUGGACAACUGCUCGGGACAAGCUAGUUGGAGGUGGUCUUGAGUUCAAGAUGGGAGUUCCUGGUUUACAGUCAGCCACUGCAGGCAUUGGCGCCAAACAUGAAAGAAAAUGGACGUAUGGUAAUGGAAAUGGACAUACAAAUGCUACAGCCAUGACUGUUGCCAACCAAGUCGCUGUACCUCCAUUCUCGGCCGUCAGUGCUUGGGUCACUGCUCAACAAGGAAUCCUAGAUGGCGUAAGCUUCAAAAUUUCUUACAAUCGCCGCUUCUCAGGAGACUUUGCAGCUAAGUUCGAAAUGAAUGGUACUUGGUCAGUCAUUCAGUACUUUGAUGUCAAGGUCUGCUGGGGACAAGCACCAAUGAUUGAAGGCGGUGAUCAUUCAGUCAAGGCUGGAAGCAUUACUGCCGUCACAUGCGCCAAGCCUGAAAUGGUCGAAACGAUUAAAGAAUAA